Messenger RNA from Pieris macdunnoughi, 1530 nucleotides. NCBI's taxonomy places the organism in Eukaryota, Metazoa, Arthropoda, Insecta, Lepidoptera, Pieridae. The record is from the annotation of a GenBank genome assembly.
AUGAGUGACUUUCAAGAACAAGAAUUUGUGUCAGCGGAACACGACCAUUUAGUGAGUGCAAUAACAAAAUUGGACAAAACGCAACAUAUUACAGAGCCCACUCGUAAUGAACCCACAAAUCUAAGUUCAGAAUUUAACUUAAUAAAAAGCUCAAAUAAAUUAGAUUUGAGUAAAGUUGUUACUGCUCUGAAGGACAGUGCUCAUCAUACAAUCAUAACAAAAAAAUUAAAAAGUCUCGACCAAGGGCAGGUUUUACUCAAACCUUUAGAAAAACCACAGGCUGAACGAAUUAAAAGGUCAACAGGGUAUGAUGCUACCAAAGAAAAAGUGGCUAAAUGGGAUCCAGUUGUAGCAAGGAACAGAACAGUGGACUUUGUUUCCUUCCCACUACAUUCAGUCUCCAAACGAGAACAUCCUACAAAAGUAAUCUUGUCUAAUUUAAAAUCUAAAUCUCCUUUAGAAAAAGAGCUAGAUGAGAUUGACCCCCCAGCAGAAGUUGAAGAGGAAAAUAAAGAGGAACAAAGCUUUCCUAUGACUUAUGAAGAAAUGUUAGAACACAGAAAAGAAAUGGCUAAGUUGAGAGCUCAGCAAUCAUAUAAAGCAGCAAAAGCUAAGAGACAGAGUAAAAUUAAAAGUAAAAAAUAUCACAGAAUCCUUAAAAAGGAGAGACUGAAACAACAGCUUAAAGAGUUUGAAGAAUUACAGGAGAAAAAUCCUGAGGAAGCUUUAAAAAAGUUGGAGGAGUUAGAAAAAGCAAGAGCUCUUGAGCGUCAUACUUUAAGGCAUAAAAAUACAGGAAAGUGGGCUAAAAAUAAACUAGUCAGAGCAAAAUAUGAUAAAGAGGUAAGACAACAAUUAGCUGAGCAAUUAGCAGUGAGCAGGGGACUUACACAUAAAACACAAGAUAGUGAAAGUACUGAUGAUGAAGCUGAUGAAAAUGAGAUACUACCAGAUAUGACAUUAGCUCAGGAUCCUUCAAAUCCGUGGAUGAUGAAAGGACCUAACAAAAGCAAUGUUGAUACUGAUUUUGAUUUUGGCUACAAAAAAUUUUUAAAGGAAAAAGUGCUGAAGCAUACAGAAGACAGUGAGUCUGAAGAAAAUGAUGAAACAGUUUGUGAUUUAUCUGCACUUAAGAAAAAAAAUUAUAUAUUGGGUGCACUAACAAACAAUGUUCAUGAAUCAAGUAAUCCUAAAACUGAUGAUGAGGCCAAGGCAUCUAGCCCUUUAGGUAACUCCAAGAAGAAACCAAUGGAAAAAAUGAAUGCUAAAGUUACUUUUAUGAAACAAGACAGAAAUAUUAAAAGACCUAUAGCAACAUCUGAGUGGACAGUUGAAAUAAUCAAGCCAAAUGAUAGCACUGAAUCAGGUGAAAUUAAGGUUGCAGAGGUUUUUGAUACAUUUGAAACUAAAGUAGCGAAACAAGUUGAAAUAAAAAUAAAUAAAUUAAGGAAGAACAUCAAGCGAUUAGAGAAAUCAUCUAGUAAACUAAAAGUUGUUAAAAAAAAAGGGAGGGAAAGGGAACAAUAUUAG